Messenger RNA from Gymnodraco acuticeps, 1901 nucleotides. RefSeq names its product NOP2/Sun RNA methyltransferase 5 (gene nsun5). Lineage: Eukaryota; Metazoa; Chordata; Actinopteri; Perciformes; Bathydraconidae. The record is from RefSeq and is a predicted model, not a curated record. The transcript has 5 exons. Bases 217 to 1797 code for a protein of 526 amino acids. Gene Ontology annotation, molecular function: methyltransferase activity. Gene Ontology annotation, biological process: rRNA base methylation. Gene Ontology annotation, cellular component: nucleolus.
UAGUACUUCCGGUGUCACGAGCUUUCCUCUGCCAUGUGGAUGGUGGGAAAACAAUCUUGAAGCUGCUCUUAUAAAAACGUGUUUGAGAAGUAGAACAAAGCUGACCAGAAGAGCGGAAGGUCCUUUAGGAGGAGGAAUGUCUCCGGUCAGGUGUAAAAAGAGAAACAUUUGAAAGUAGGUAAAGUAGUCUGAGUAGUUAACUAGCUAAAAGUGGCCAUGGCUCUGUACGUGAAAGCCGCAGAGAUCCUGGACAAAGCUGAGAAGAAGCAGGGCGCUUUGAAAACUCUGGUCUACGACAGCAAAUUUGAGAACAUCAAACCAUUGUUCGCUCUGGUUUUGGAGACCCAGAAGUAUUCCUCCGUCCUGGAGGAAAUCAUCGUGUCCUCUAAGCUGCUCAAGCAGACCAAGAUGCGCAUGAACCUGGCCAAGGUGCUGGUGUUCGACCUGCUGAUAGGCCAGGGGCUGAAGUGCGGAGGAGCCUGGAAGACCAUGAUGGUAAAGCACCGCGCCCGGCUGCAGUCGGUGCUGGCCCGUAUGAAGGUGAAGCAGAAGGUCAGCAAGAAUGAGGACCUGCUCCCGGACAGCGUCAAGCAGGUGCUCGCGGAAAAUCUGCCCAGGUAUGUGCGUGUGAACACCGUGAAGACCACCGUGGAGGAUGCUGUGGACUAUCUGAAGAGGGAUGGCUUCGCCUACCUGGGACAGGCGUCCAGGCUGGAGGACUUGACCCUGAAGGAGAAAUACUUUGUGAUGGACAUGCAUCUGCCAGAGCUGCUGGUCUUCCCUCCUAACACUGACUUCCACGACCACUUCCUGUACAAAGCCGGCCACAUCAUUCUGCAGGACAAAGCCAGCUGCCUCCCUGCUUACCUCCUCAACCCCCCGGCUGGUGCACAUAUCAUCGAUGCUUGUGCCGCUCCGGGCAACAAAACCAGCCACCUGGCAGCCAUCAUGAAGAACAAGGGCAAGCUGUUUGCAUUUGACUUGGAUGCCAAGCGUCUGUCCACCAUGGCCACUCUCCUGCUCAGAUCCGGGGUCACCUGUCAUCAGCUGGCCAACCAGGACUUCCUGAAGGUGGACCCUGACAGCCCGCAGUUUAAAGAUGUUGAAUACGUCCUGCUGGAUCCUUCCUGCAGCGGAUCAGGCAUGGUGUGUCUCCGGGACGAUGCGUCCUCUGCUGACCAGGAGAAGGUUAAGGCUCGUCUGGCCGCCCUGGCCUGCUUCCAGCUGCGCUGUCUCAACCACGGCCUGAAGUUCCCUCGCCUGAAGCGCCUGGUGUACUCCACCUGCUCCAUCCACAGCCAGGAGAACGAGGGAGUCGUAGCGGCCUGUCUGCAGGAGAACCCCGGCUUCAGGUUGGUUAAUCUGCUGUCUCAGUGGCCUGAACGAGGCCUGGAGCCGCUCACUCAGUGUCUCCGUGCCAACCCUGCGAAAACCCGCACCCACGGCUUCUUCGUGGCUCUGCUGGAGAAACACAACGGGGCUGGGAGAAAGAAGCGGGAGCCAGCAGUUCAGAUAAGUGAUCCUCCUGUCACAAUCAGCGAGGCUGUGAAUGAAGCAGAGAAGCAGGAGCCCGCGGUUCAGAUAAGCGCUCAAGAGGCGACACCACCCAUCCCCUCCACCCGUCUGAAGAGGCCUGCAGCUUCUGAUGAAGAGUCUGCCGCUUCAGAGACGGAGGACAAACAGACUCCUGCAGCAGAUCAGGCUGACGGUACACCCAGCAAGAAGAAGAGAAAGAGGAAGAAGAAGAAGAAGAAGAAGAAAGUGGAAACGGUGGAAACAGUGAAAACAGUAGAGUGAUAGAAGAAACAAGAUGGGACUGCUACAGGAGGGAAUGCUCUAUUAAGAAGGGCUCUGUUGAUGUGUGGAAUGUAACAGCAAAGUAAAGAUUAUUUUUUACUGUA